This is a messenger RNA of Scylla paramamosain (green mud crab), 3100 nucleotides long. RefSeq names its product 26S proteasome non-ATPase regulatory subunit 2-like (gene Rpn1). NCBI's taxonomy places the organism in Eukaryota, Metazoa, Arthropoda, Malacostraca, Decapoda, Portunidae. The record is from RefSeq and is a predicted model, not a curated record. Gene Ontology annotation, molecular function: enzyme regulator activity. Gene Ontology annotation, cellular component: proteasome complex; proteasome regulatory particle, base subcomplex; proteasome storage granule. Gene Ontology annotation, biological process: regulation of protein catabolic process; proteasome-mediated ubiquitin-dependent protein catabolic process.
CCCUGGUGGGAAGGAAGUCGAGGCGUGAGCAGUGUUGUUAGUCACUUGUUGGCGGUGCUCGUAGUAAAGCAUAAUGACUCGCGACAUGGCUGCAAAACCUGAGAAAAAGGACGCUAAAAAGGAUGAAGAUAAGAAGGAUGGAGACAUUAAAGAAGAACUGUCAGAGGAGGACAAGCAGCUGCAGGAAGAGCUCAACAUGUUGGUGGAACGUUUGCAAGAGUCCAACACAGAAUUGUAUCGUCCAGCGCUGGAGCAAAUUCGUUCCCUCAUCCGCUCUUCAACCACCUCCAUGACCAGUGUGCCUAAACCCCUCAAGUUUAUGCGCCUCCACUACCAUGCCAUGAAGGAUAUCCAUGAGAAGAUCAAGGAUGUCAACCUGAAGAAAUUUGCUGCUGAUAUUGUGUCAGUGUUGGCCAUGACCAUGUCUGAAGAGCGGGAGUGCCUCAAGUACAGGCUGCUGGGAGAACGUGGCGAGGUUGGGAACUGGGGGCAUGAGUAUGUCAGGCACCUGGCUGGAGAAAUAGCCCAGGAGUGGGAAACUCUGGGUGAGGAUGAUGAUGCAAGGCGGACAGAGCUGAUUGCUGAUGCCCAUGUCAUAGUGCCAUAUCACAUGCAGCACAAUGCUGAGGCUGAGGCUUGUGACCUUCUGAUGGAAAUGGAACAACUUGAUCUCCUCACCUCCAAGAACUAUGUGGAUAAGGACGCUUACCAGAGGGUGUGCCUGUACUUGACCAGCUGUGUGCCAUACGUACCUGACCCAGAGAAUACCAACCUUCUGCAGACAGCUCUCCAGUUAUACCGCAAAUUUGGCCAGUACCCACAGGCUAUGAGGCUUGCCCUACAGCUGCAUGACCAUGACCUCAUCAAGCAACUCUUUGAUGAGUGUCCUGACAAACUGGUUAAAAUGCAAGUUGCCUUUAUGCUUGGGAGACAUCAAGUAUUUUUAGAGCUUCCUGAAGAAAUGGAUGAUUAUGAGGACUUCACAGAGAUCUUGUCCAACUCACACCUCAACACACAUUUCCUCUCCCUAGGACGUGAGUUGGACAUCAUGGAUCCCAAGACUCCAGAGGAUAUUUACAAGUCGCACUUGGAGAACAACCGUCCUACAUUUGGGCCUGGGCAGGUGGACUCAGCUCGUCAGAAUUUGGCCUCCUCCUUUGUAAAUGGCUUUGUCAAUGCUGCCUUUGGAACUGAUAAAUUGCUGACAGAGGAUGGAAACAAAUGGUUCUACAAAAACAAAGAGCAUGGUAUGUUGAGUGCUACAGCAUCCCUUGGUCUCAUUCUUCUGUGGGAUGUUGAUGGUGGACUGACUCAGAUUGACAAGUACUUGUAUUCCUCGGAAAACUUCAUCAAGUCUGGUGCCCUCUUGGCAUGUGGGAUUGUCAACAGUGGUGUGAGAAAUGAAUGUGAUCCAGCUCUUGCUCUUCUUUCAGAUUACAUUUCACACAGGGUCACAAUUAUUCGUAUUGGUGCCAUCCUGGGUCUGGGUCUGGCAUAUGCUGGUAGCAAUAGGGAAGCAGUGCUGAAGGUGUUGCUGCCAGUACUUUCUGAUGAUAAAUGUUCAUUGGAAGUGGUGGGCAUCACAGCUUUGGCAUGUGGCAUGAUUGCUGUAGGCACUACCAACCAGCUUGUGGUGGAGGCUCUGGUCACCACACUACUCGCCAAGUCUGAACUGGAGCUCAAGGAAACCUAUGCGAGGUUCAUUUCUCUGGGUCUGGCCCUUGCCUAUCUAGGCUGUCAAGACAAGUGUGAAGUGGUUCUUUCCUGCAUUGAAAACCUUCCAACACCUUUCAAGCAGAUGACAGGGACUCUAAUUGAAGUGUGCGCCUAUGCUGGUUCUGGUAAUGUCCUUAAGGUUCAAGAAAUGCUUCAUAUCUGUACAGAUCACUAUGACCAAGAAGAGUCGAAGUCUAAGGACAAGAAGGAUAAGGAUAAAGAUAAGGAUAAGGAUAAGGAUAAGGACAAGGAGAAGGACAAGGACAAACCUGAAGAGAAGGAGGUUGACCUGUCCUCUCAGCAGGCCGUGGCAGUACUUGGUAUUGCUCUCAUAUCCAUGGGAGAAGACAUUGGUGCAGAGAUGUCUUUCCGGCAGUUUGGGAACUUGCUGCGAUACUGUGAACCUGUCAUCAGGCGGGCAGUGCCUCUUGCAUUGGGCCUCAUUUCAGUUUCUAAUCCAAGACUAAAUAUCUUGGACACCCUCAGUAAAUUCUCCCAUGACUCUGAUUCUGAUGUUGCACACAAUGCAAUCUUUGCCAUGGGACUUGUGGGAGCUGGAACCAACAAUGCAAGAUUGGCUGCCAUGUUGCGACAGCUGGCUCAGUAUCAUGCUAAGGAUCCCAACAACUUGUUCAUGGUGCGACUAGCACAGGGCCUUACCCAUUUGGGCAAGGGCACCAUGACCCUCUCUCCUUACCACAGCAACCGGCAACUCAUGUCUCCAGUUGCUGUAGCUGGUCUGCUGGCAACCUGUGUAGCAUUUUUGGAUGCUAAAACUUUAAUCCUUGGCAAGAGCCAUUACCUGUUGUACUGCCUUGUGACGGCCAUCCAGCCCCGCAUGCUGGUCACCUUUGAUGAGCAACUCAACCCAUUGCCAGUGUCUGUCAGAGUGGGUCAGGCAGUGGAUGUGGUUGGCCAGGCUGGCAAGCCUAAGACGAUCACCGGCUUCCAGACCCACACCACCCCAGUGUUGCUGGCCCAUGGAGAACGAGCCGAGCUAGCCACUGAUGAAUACACUCCCCUUACACCCAUCAUGGAGGGCUUCGUCAUUCUCAAGAAGAAUGCAGACGUUGAUACGUAGGGCUUGUUAGACUAGGGACUUCAUUUUCUUUGUGUAUUCGUAUGACCUUUCGUUUUCAUUAUGAGGAAGGUAGCGUUAUUUAAGAUAGGCAAUAGAGAUUACUCCUCUUUCUCUGAUUACUAGUGGUAGGUGAUUUUUUUUUAUAUGAUAACUAAUAUCUGCAUUCAUUAUAUAUAUAUAUAUAUAUAUAUAUAUAUAUAUAUAUAUAUAUAUAUAUAUAUAUAUAUAUAUAUAUAUAUAUAUAUAAAGAUGCAUUACUGCAAUUUUAUGAUCGGUGUUUGUAGCAAGUAAAAUUUGUUAUAU